This is a messenger RNA of Sphenostylis stenocarpa, 531 nucleotides long. The record is from the annotation of a GenBank genome assembly. Lineage: Eukaryota; Viridiplantae; Streptophyta; Magnoliopsida; Fabales; Fabaceae.
AUGCAUCAUUCUAGAAGUUUCAAGUUUUGGAACAGGUUUAGGAAAGUUUCAUGCUCUUCAAGGCUCCAAUGGUUUAGAGAGGGGGAUAGAAGGGUGUGUGAGGAAGGAGGCAAAGAUUGGUGUGUAAGAGAGAGACUCUCUCUUGGUGUGGCUGAAGACAGGGACAGUGACAGUGCAGACAAGAACAGAAAACGUGCAAAAGGAAGAGGACUAGUUCAUAUGACACCAAUGGUUUCAGUUUCUAUAUAUUAUGGGGUUCAGCCUAUGGAUCAUACAUUGCUAACCGUAACAUUAUCCAGAGAAACCAAAAAAGUCAACGCAAAAGGGUUUUUCCUAGUUGAUAGCUGGUUCGAGACGAGUAGGGAUGCGGUGCUUGAGAUGAUGGAGAGCAGUCAGAACUUGUUCUAUACUGGAUGUUUUCUACAUCAGUUACAGUACAACCCAAUUGGAAUAUGGGAUUGGAUAAAGGAAAAGGUGACCAUUGAAAUGUCCAACAGAAUAAAGACAGAUGGUAAACAGAUGCUCAAUUAG